Yarrowia lipolytica CLIB122 is the source of this 969-nucleotide messenger RNA. RefSeq lists its product as uncharacterized. NCBI's taxonomy places the organism in Eukaryota, Fungi, Ascomycota, Dipodascomycetes, Dipodascales. Gene Ontology annotation, cellular component: mitochondrion. Gene Ontology annotation, biological process: mitochondrial proton-transporting ATP synthase complex assembly. The record is from RefSeq and is a predicted model, not a curated record.
AUGAGACCAUUUCUCAAGAAGGCACCCAUUAAAGCCCUGCGUCAGGCUUCUGGCUAUUCUGGCUCCCUCAGCAACCUGCGUGUCCAAUGGGCUCGUCCUGAUAUCGGACGAACUUCUCUUUCUGCCAAUGCAUCCACCCAGGCUGACGUUCUGGCUCGAUACCAGGAUAAGCUGAAGCAGAAGGCUGCCGCCGAGGGCGUGGAGUCUGUUGACGAGCUCAAGGAGAAGCUUGCUCCAGAGAUUGAGGCUACUCUCAAGAAGCUCAAUGAGUCUGAUCCUCUCGCCAAGGUGCUGGAACAGGCCUGGAGUGAAAAAAAGACGAUCCUUGAAGAGGGAGGAGAGGAGGCCAAGACUCUGACUGAGAAGCUUGGCGAGGUUCCCCCCGUUCCGAAGAACGAGCUCAAGAACCUCGACAGCUUCGUCAAGCUGGACAAGUUUAAGGAACUUGGAAAGCAAGAAAUUGAGUUCCUGUGGAGAGCCCGACAUAUUAACAACGAGCGCGCUCUGUGUGCUGUCGUUGACCCCCAGCUCUUCUACAAGAUGUUCCUCAAUGGCCGAAAGCACCCCAUGUUCGUUCUGCCACUGCCCAAGGGAGACGAGGGAUGUGAGAUGCACAUUGUGCAGUGGAACUUUGUUGGAGAGCACCUGACCCACGUCAUCUUCACCACUCUGGCCGAGUUCAAGCUCCACCAGGACUUCGCUAGACCCCAUACAACUCUCAUGUUCCACACUGACCUUGCUGCUGACAAGGACUGUGUUCUUCUGAAUGGUCAGGUCGAGAAGGACUCUGCCAUGUCUCUCCAGGAUGCCCAGUUCCUUAUCCUGGCUCUCCAGGAGUUCUACGGAGCUACCAUCACCGACCCAGAGACCACAAAGCGACGACAAGCUCUUCUGCAGUCCUUCACAGAGGGCUCCGACAACUUCCCCAUCGAUAUGGUGAUCGAGGAGAUUGAGGCUUUCACCAAGUGA